UGGCUGCUGAGGCAGCGGGGCGGAAGUACAGCAUUAUCCACGCUAAAAGGUUUUCUCCUUUCGCCUGCGGGUCCAACAUCUCUGUUCAGAGUGAAAGAAACGCCUGUUUAAAACGGCGACAGUGACGGGGAUGGUGUGUGAUGUCAGCUGACAGCAGCAGACGUAGCUGACGUCCUUCAGUGUCAUGGCAGAGGUUUCGUCUCUCAGCGGAGCUCCGAAGCGCCGCGGGCCCUACAUCAGCACGAUCACCAACCGGACGGCGAACCUGCUGAUCCGCGCCGCCAUGCUCUUUACGGUGGGCGUCUUCCUAGCGCUCGUGCUAAACCUGCUACAGGUGCAGCGUAACGUCACUCUCUUCCCUCCGGACGUCAUCAGCAGCAUUUUCUCCUCCGCCUGGUGGGUUCCUCCCUGCUGUGGAACAGCUGCAGCGUUGAUAGGUUUGCUGUAUCCCUGUAUGGAUCAUCGUCUGGGGGAGCCGCAUAAGCUCAAGAGAGAGUGGUCUAACGUGAUGCGCUGUGUGGCCGUCUUUGUGGGCAUAAAUCAUGCCAGUGCUAAGGUGGACUUUGCGAAUAAUGUGCAGCUGUCGCUGACGCUGGCUGCCUUGUCCGUCGGCCUGUGGUGGACGUUCGAUCGCUCACGCAGUGGUUUUGGGCUGGGAGUCAUCAUCGCUAUACUCGCCACACUUGCCACCCAGCUGCUGGUUUACAACGGAGUCUUUCAAUAUACCUCCCCUGACUUCCUGUACAUUCGGUCCUGGCUGCCGUGUAUCUUCUUCGCCGGGGUCAUAACUGUGGGGAAUAUCGGACGACAGCUAGCUCUGUACGAGUACAAAGUCAGUCAGGAAAAGAGCCACCAGGAUUAAGGAAGAGUCCUCUGCACACAUGGGAAAAUCCUGGAUGAAGAAGUGAAGCACCAUCACUGACAGAGCAAUCCAUCAUCGAGGAGCUGCUCUCUGUGUUUGAGGACGGACAGUGUUACAAUCUAUACCUCCAGAUCGGUUUUCCGUCUCCUCCAACGCUCAGGUUCUGUAAGUGUGUGUAACUGUUCACACACACUCAUACUGUCUUCUCCAGCGCUGAAAUGCUGCUGCAAAGUGCCAAACUGACUCUGGAGGCAAAGCCUGGUGCGUAAAUGACUGACCGAACAUUUACAUGCAUUUCAUGACACAAAACUCGGCCACAUGAAAUGUUCUACACGAUCUCCCUGCUGUCGUGGCCUCUGUCCUCUGGGACGGGUGGAGGAGAGUCGUCUGGACAAAGCACCGUCAUCGGAUCUCAUUCAUCGUGCAGAAAAAUCCCUAGUCAGAAGAAAGGAGAGAGAUGUAGAGUAUUACGACAGGCCUUCAGAUCCCUCAUCACUUUACUAAAGGGCAGUUGACUUCCGCACCGUCUCAGAUCCACCACUAGUGGGCCUCAGAGGAUAACUGUGUUUGUAGAUGCGGCCAGAAACAUUUCCUAACAGACUAACCAGUGUGCUGUGUCCGUCAGUUGGACAAGGUGUGGAUUAGGCUUUGGUUACGACAUACUCUAUAUUAUAUUAUACUUUCUUGUAACGUAUUCCUCGUUAUAGCCAGGCCUGCCUUUCCCAAAAUCAUCGUGGCUCUGUUGGUUUGAAUGGGUUCAGGACGUGCUUUAGCUUGCAAUGCUUUCGGGAAACGCGGCUUUGAUCGACCCUUCCUAGACCUGAAGAACUCAUCCGUUUUGACUGAAUAAAGCAUCCCUUAGCUCCAGAAAGCUCUGAUUUAAAAUGUUUCAAAACAAAAUUCAGAUGCUUCUUAAUGACCGAUCUUUACCAAAGCCUUAAUUAACUUCAAGAUAACGGAUAGAUGGGAGCUCAGAGUAAAGAGGGUAGAGCAGGCCAACCACCAUCUGUGCACUGACUUUGGAUAAAUUAAGGGAGUUUUUGUUUUGUUUUUUUAAUCUCGGUGCAUUUUAUUGGGAGGAUAUUUUGAGUCGGAUGCAAAAUAAGUGGGAUCAGUGUGUUUUUAAGUGUUACAAUGAGACUUAAACAAUGGUAGGCUUGUAAGAGGAACUGUACAGAUCUGAAAGCGAGCAUGUUUUCUCACGCAUGGGUGAUUACUUGAUCCGCACUUGUGUUCAACCACAUUUACUGUUUUUUGAAGUUACAUGAUUGUUGUUAUUAUUACAUCUGCAUUAUUAAAAGAGACUUUCUUUUGA
This is a messenger RNA of Puntigrus tetrazona (Sumatra barb), 2177 nucleotides long. RefSeq names its product insulin induced gene 2 (gene insig2). Gene Ontology annotation, biological process: SREBP-SCAP complex retention in endoplasmic reticulum; SREBP signaling pathway; cholesterol biosynthetic process. The record is from RefSeq and is a predicted model, not a curated record. The transcript is spliced from 6 exons. Gene Ontology annotation, cellular component: endoplasmic reticulum; SREBP-SCAP-Insig complex. NCBI's taxonomy places the organism in Eukaryota, Metazoa, Chordata, Actinopteri, Cypriniformes, Cyprinidae. The coding region runs from base 185 to 862 and encodes 225 amino acids.